GUGCCCACACCACGGCUGCGGUACGGUACCUGUCUCUUCUCCACGCUCUUUAUCUGGCCUUCGUCGUGGAGCAAUCGUACUUAUCCUCCUCACGGCCUCCUAGUUACGCUCAUUCCCUUCCCACUUUUACGAUCGACAAGACUGUCGACUAGGGACCUGUGCUUUUCUCCUUCUUUCGGUUCUUGUUUCUUCCGGGGACUCGCCUUUUUGGGAUUUUACAUCCGUGCCAUUCUUUUAGAUAUCUUCACGAGCCCGUCCUUCCCUUUGGUCUCGACUUGGACACUACUUCAUCUAGACCCAGGCCCGCGCGCAAUCUCUCUACACAUAUACUCCAAACCUCAGCAAAGAGAGUUCAUCACUAAAAGACUGCCUCACGGACCGACGAGUUCAUGUACAACACUAUCCUGCCCCGAGUCCUCGACCACUAAGACAGUCCGAUCCUGCGUGAUCUAUACUGCCGUCCCUUCCUUCAGACCGGAACCGAACAUCCCUCCUUAGGCCACCUGCCUCAAACCACGAUAACUGGGAGCAACACCAGACAAGCACUGUACAAACUACCACCCACCACCGCGACCGACUAUACUUAAUUACUAUACACGCGACAAGAAACAAGAGGAAGACACCAGGAGUGUGAGAGUCCCUGACAUCUAGAGUUAGCAAAGCAACUUCGUCACAAUGGAGUCCAUGAUGGCUCAGUCCAUGGCUCCGGCCUCAUUCUUCUACUACAGCCAGGAGCCCAGGCCAGACAGCCGGCAACAGUUCCACGGCCACUUCGCGCCUCACUCGAGCCUGCAGCAGCACCAGAUGCAGAUGUUUCCCGUCGUCCCGACCCUGCCCUCGACGCCCAUCUACUCGAGGCCCGGCUCUGCCUGCUCACAGCCCCCGGCGCACCCCAUGAUGCACCACCAACAGAUGAACAAGCCCGUCACCAGCUACCCGUCAGUCAUGACCCCGAUGGCGUCGCCGCAGCCUAUGGCCCGCAAGCCCACGGCUGUCCUGGAGCCCGAGAUCCACGACGGCGAGGGCAUGUUCUUCCCGUCGACGCCGCCUCUGUCCGUCUCGGGCAGCGCCAUCAGCAGCCCCGGCAGCUGCGACAUGCUCUCCAUGCCCCUGAACCCCAUGUUCUCUGGUCUCGACAACGUCGAGGGCGUCAAGCCCGAGGUCUGCUCGCCCGAGAGCUUCCCUGCUCUGGAGUGGUCCAACUGCGCAUCCCCUCCUAUGACGCCUGUCUAUCUCAACAACAAGCCCGCAAGGCAGCAGCAGCAGCAGAGGCUCUCGCCCCGAUUUACUAGCGCCCCCGCCCCCGAGGUUGCGCCUGCCGUCUCUGCCUGCCCUUCGCUGUCUCCCUCGCCGGCGCCCUACGCACGCUCCGUCAGCUCUGAGGACAACGACUUCUGCGAUCCCAGGAAUCUCACUGUGGGCCAGUUCGGUGCCACCAUCGCGCCCGAGUUCACCACCCUGCCUGCUGUCGACGAGUCUGUCGCCCCUGCUCAGAACCACUUCAACUUCCUGCCCUCGCUGCCCAGUGGCCUUCCCGUCUUCGAGGAGUUCUCGGAUCUAGAGUCCGAGGACGACUUUGUCAACGGCCUCGUCAACCUGGGCGACAAGACUGAGAGCCAGGUGAGCAGGACACGCGCCAGCUCUGACGCCGUGAGCCUGAGCCUCGACAGCUUCGUGUGCACCGAGGACCUCGAGUUCGCCGCCGCUGCUGUCUCGGCAGAGCCUUUCCCUCUUCUGCCCUCUGCCCCCAUCGCCUUUUCGGGCGACUCGCACAAAGACAAGCGCCAGAGGACCACCAGCGGUCCCGCUGUGACCAUGGCCGCCGCCUCGACCUCCCCCGCUGCUGAGCAGCAGCAGUCGCACGCGCAGCAGCAGCAGGCCCCGACCAGCAGCAACGAGGCCGACGCCAGGAGUGAUUCGGGUGCUUCUCACUCGGAUAGCCAGGGCAACGGCGUACCGGCCCCCACCAGCCGACGCGGCCGCAAGCAGUCGCUCACCGAGGACCCGUCCAAGACGUUCAAGUGCGAGCUGUGUGAUCGCCGCUUCAGGCGUCAGGAGCACUUGAAGCGCCACUACCGCUCUCUGCACACGCAGGACAAACCCUUCGAGUGCCACGAGUGCGGUAAGAAGUUCUCGCGCUCCGACAACCUCACCCAGCACGCCCGCACCCACGGAUCCGGCGCCAUCCCGCUCAACCUCAUCGACGACGGUGACGUGGUCGGUUUCCCCCACCCGCACAUGUACGCGACCAUGGGCGCUCCCAUGCCUACCGACUACGACCACUACGGCAAGAUUCUCUUCCAGAUCGCCUCCGAGAUCCCUGGCAGCGCUAGCGACCUGUCAUCCGACGAGGGCGACGACAACAGGAAGCGCAAGCGCGCCGACUAAAGGCGCACCACAGCAAGAUCACAAGUGUCGACGCCGGCCUUUCGACGACAUUUGACGCCCGGCAUGACUCUCACGACUACUAUACCACCACACCACCUUCUCUUCUCGCGGACCCUUGGCGUCUUCUGCCGCGUCCGAAGCUAGCUUCCGGCGGCGGGGAUUCCAAGGCAGCACACACUCUAGGGUCAACACCUUUUUUUAAAGGGACGGGGAAUCAUCAUAAGCGAUCAGCAAAGGGCUUGCUGCUUCUACGGCCAAGACGACGUAAAUGGGUUUGAGCGUUAAGUCGCAGGGCAAACCUGACAAGAGUUUGCAAUUUUUCUCAAGAAAGAGAGGCAGGCCUCACGGGAGUGUGAGAGUGUUCUCUGAACUGUAUCAUCACCUUGUGUCAGCGUACCAUACCAGUUGGAUUCUGGAUCUUGUUUUGUUGCUUUUAUUACUUUUAACCGAAAAACUUUCGAUCCUGCUUUUCUUCUUGUCUUUUCUGCCGCAUGUUUGUUGUUUGCGUUGCUUGUUUGCAUACCAACGCGCCAUGGGUGGAGGAUGGGGGGAUCCUGUAUCGUCUUCGCUUCGACUACCUUCGUUUCGACUCCUUUAGAAACAACACACUCUUUCCCACAACGCUUGCUUGCUUG
This is a messenger RNA of Gaeumannomyces tritici R3-111a-1, 3023 nucleotides long. Its product is annotated as CGBP1. NCBI's taxonomy places the organism in Eukaryota, Fungi, Ascomycota, Sordariomycetes, Magnaporthales, Magnaporthaceae. The transcript is spliced from 3 exons. Gene Ontology annotation, biological process: negative regulation of transcription by RNA polymerase II; regulation of cytokine production; regulation of immune system process. The record is from RefSeq and is a predicted model, not a curated record. Bases 676 to 2388 code for a protein of 570 amino acids.